GACAUACAUUCGUUUGGCUUAAUGGAUAUGUAUGCCUUCAUGGUCAUCACUACUGUGGUCCCUUGUAAAUUGUACUAUUUUCAAUUUGGGAAUGAUUAUUGUAGGCCUGAUUACAAAGACCCCCAAACUUCUACCUGAUCGUAACUUGUUAUGUAAUUAUGGUUUCGAUGAGGUAAGACUUAUCACCUAUAAUGGCUUACGAGUUUUAUGGAAUAUUGCUUUUUGUAAUAAUAAAUAUGAAAAAAGUCCUGAUGUCUAAAGUCACCGUGAAGAAAGCUGCAUUGUUUUAUUUGAAAUUGGUGCUGUGGUUUCAAUGUGACUUCUCACACACGACUGCCAGAGGUCACGAGUUCGACUCUCUUGGGCCUAAAGGGAUUGUUGAGUCCGAAGGUGAAGCUGACAACUACCAGAAGGAAAUGGAGAAGAAGAAGUUUGAUAAAGAGGCUCAGAAACUGUGGCUGAGGAUGAGGAAUGAGGUCAUUACUGAACUUCAAGAGAAAGGGCAUAAUCUUGAAUAAGGUGUAAAAGGGAUGUGAUAAAACAAUAAAAACUUGUGUAAUUUAGGCUGUGUAUCAGUUAGACUAAUGAUUCAACCACUCGUACAAGUGUUUCGUUCUUGCUCUUGGGUAAGUAGCUCUUGCCCUUUAUUCUUAGCUUGAUUCAUGUUUUGGCUUAAACCCUUUGGAAUAUAACUUGAUGCUUUUU
Arabidopsis arenosa is the source of this 705-nucleotide messenger RNA. The record is from the annotation of a GenBank genome assembly. NCBI's taxonomy places the organism in Eukaryota, Viridiplantae, Streptophyta, Magnoliopsida, Brassicales, Brassicaceae.